Molecule: messenger RNA, 1821 nt
Organism: Ipomoea triloba (trilobed morning glory)
Lineage: Eukaryota; Viridiplantae; Streptophyta; Magnoliopsida; Solanales; Convolvulaceae
Product: serine carboxypeptidase-like 11
Exons: 14
Coding region: 40-1614 (524 amino acids)
Biological process (GO): secondary metabolic process; proteolysis
Molecular function (GO): acyltransferase activity, transferring groups other than amino-acyl groups; serine-type carboxypeptidase activity
Source: RefSeq, a predicted model, not a curated record
CAUUCAAUUAAGUAGUCCUAGUCAUCUCCGAGUUGAGAGAUGAAACCAUCUACAAAGCAUUAUUCACUUUUUUUGAAUAAUUUUCUGAUCCUUGCUAUUGUUGCAGUAGUAGGGGUUUUCCCACAACAUGUAAUCUCUGCAGGCUCAAAGGUUGAUGUUCUUCCUGGCUUUGAAGGAUCCCUCCCUUUCCAUCUUGAGACUGGGUACAUUGGUGUGGGUGAAUCCGAGGAAAUACAACUAUUCUACUACUUUGUUAAAUCAGAAAUAAAUCCAAAAGAUGAUCCUCUCAUACUUUGGAUUUCUGGAGAACAGGGUUGUUCAUCUUUAACCGGACUUAUCUAUGAAAUAGGGCCACUAUUUUUUGACGCAAAAGUGUAUAAUGGAACCCUACCAACAUUGUUGUUUAAUGAACAAUCAUUAACAAAGAAUGCGAGCAUGAUCUUUUUGGAUCAACUGCCAAAUAUUGGAUUUUCAUACUCGACCAAUACAACCACUAACACUGAUGUACAAGCGAGCAAUUACGUUUAUGAAUUUCUACAAAAGUGGUUUAGCGAGAAUCAAGACUUUAUAUCGAAUCCGUUCUUCAUCGCUAGUAGUUCUUAUGGAGGUCUUAUUGUUCCUACUAUUGUUCAACUUAUAUCAGAUGGAAAUGAAGCUGCCAAGACGCCAAUCAAUCUUGAGGGAUAUAUAUUGGGCAACCCCAAAACUUUUCCUCAUGAAGAAAAUUUCAAAGUUGUAUUCGCAUAUGGAAUGGGAUUUCUCACAACUGAAUUCUAUGAGUCAUUGAAGGAAAGUUGUGAAAAUGAGUAUAUGAACGUAGAUCCAGAGAACGAAUUAUGUGCUCAAGGCCUUCAGAAGUUCAAUAAGUUGGUGGAUGGGGUUUCUGAUCAACACGUUCUUGAGGCCUACUGUGGACCUGAAGAACCUACCCCAGAGGCAUCUUUUGGUGCAAGAAGAGCUCUUGAUGAGCAACGUAUCAGAUCUUUCAACGAGAAAUUCCUCAAUCUGUAUGGUGAUGAUGAUGAUGAUAGGAUCUGGUGUCGUGUUGACUACCACCGACUUUCCAACUACUGGGCAAAUGACCCUAGCGUCCAAAACGCUCUUCACGUUCGUAAGGACUCUUCCAAAAGGUGGACGAGGUGCAAUUGGAAUACUGUGUCAAAAACCUACGAGGUUACGGUACAGGACACAAGAUUGCAACAUGCAAUUCUUAAUGCUAAAGGCUAUCGGUCACUUAUAUACAGCGGUGAUCAUGAUAUGAUUGUUCCGUUCCAAUCAACUCAAGCCUGGAUAAGAGAUUUGUACUAUACCAUCGAUCAUGAUUGGGCUCCAUAUUUCGUGAAUCAUGAAGUUGGCGGUUACACAAGAAAUUUCACCAGUAAGAUGACAUAUGCAACAGUAAAGGGAGCAGGGCACAUUGCUACGGAGCAGAAGCCUGAGAUGUGUGUUGGUUUGAUUUCGCGAUGGAUAGCUGGAAAAGACAUAGCUUUCCUCCCAUUCUCUACAGUAACAACAGCAUUCAAACAAUUUAUGCAAUCUGGAAAAGAUAAAUUAUCAACUUUCUCCCAGCUCCUGCAGGCUGAAACUAGAGACUUCCCAUUUAUCCUCGGAUAAUUAAGUAGAUGUUGUUCUACGUUAAUGCAAUUAAUUAAGGAUAGUAAAAUGAUGUUGGAUGCAUACAUGUAUUAGAGUGGACUAUUGGAUGGGUUUGUGGGGAUAGUGUCACUCCCAUUAUUAUCCACAGAAGUUUUUGAUGUUUAAGGAUUGAAAUAAAAGCUCUCUGAUUAAUUAAUGAUAAAUAAGUUUCAAUUUUAUUAAGAA